This is a messenger RNA of Tachysurus vachellii, 1755 nucleotides long. It is a transcript of the gene sap30l, whose product is annotated as sap30-like. The record is from RefSeq and is a predicted model, not a curated record. Lineage: Eukaryota; Metazoa; Chordata; Actinopteri; Siluriformes; Bagridae. Gene Ontology annotation, cellular component: histone deacetylase complex. The transcript is spliced from 4 exons. Gene Ontology annotation, molecular function: transcription coregulator activity; protein binding. Gene Ontology annotation, biological process: regulation of DNA-templated transcription. The coding region runs from base 533 to 1075 and encodes 180 amino acids.
CCGGAAGUGCUCCGAUGCAUUGUACGAGCUCUCGGCGCCUGUCGCUUCGUGUUUAAUGUUAAUAAACUGCGCGGUUUUAUUUUUUAUCGCUUCCUAAUAAAAUAAACUGCUUUAUUAACCGCGGGGUUCCGGGAGACUGCAGUGUACAGCGGUGUGUUCGGAUAUGAGGCAGUAAACGCGCUUAUUUGGUCAGUUCAGUAGUUUUGUGUGGAGUUUUUCCCCGCUGUCGCUAUGCUAAGCUAAAUCAAAACAAUCACCGCCUUCAGCUCCGGCGCCAUUUUCAUCAUUUACACUCCGGCACUUCGUGUAACAUCUCGGUGCAGGGAGGAGGUUUAGAGAUUUAGUUUCAGGUGUGUGUGUGUGUGAGAGAGAGAGAGAGAGUGUGUGUGUGUGUGUGUGUGUGUGUGUGUGUGUGUGUGUGUGUGUGUGUGUGAGAGGAUUAGCGCAGCCCUGUAACUGACACAGACUGAAUCAGACCCGGAAGCUGGUGUCGGUUCCGGUGUCGGUUCCUGUGUCAGCCCCGGUGUGUGUGAUGAUGAACGGGUUCAGCACGGAGGAGGAAAGCCCCGAGGGCCCGGGUCUGACCCCGCUGUUCCCGCAGAGCUGCUGCUGUCUGCUGGAGGGAGGAGAGCGCUGCGGCCGGCCCGCGGGAAACGCCUCCUUCAGCAAGAGGAUCCAGAAGAGCAUCUCUCAGAAAAAACUCAAGCUGGACAUCGACAAGAGCGUCAGACACCUGUAUAUCUGUGACUUCCACAAAAACUUCAUCCAAAGUGUGCGCAACAAGCGAAAGAGGAAAACCAGUGAUGAUGGAGGAGAGUCUCCUGAUCACGAUGUUGAAGUUCCAGAGGUGGAUCUAUUUCAGCUGCAGGUGAACACACUGCGCCGUUAUAAACGACAUUACAAAAUCCAAACCAGACCUGGACUCAACAAAGCCCAGCUGGCAGAGACGGUGAGCCGUCACUUCCGGAACAUUCCGGUGAACGAGAAGGAAACGCUCACAUACUUUAUUUAUAUGGUGAAGAGCAGUAAGAGCCGACUGGACCAGAAAUCAGAGGGAAGCAAACAGCUGGAGUAACAACAACGACCCCCUUUUCAGCAGAUACACACACGUCUCUGCUGAUGUACUUAAUGACUGCUCACAGACUUCAAUGUGAAUAUUAACCUGUUUAUACAAACACACUAUUAGUUGAGAUCAGCGCUGUGGGCGGAGCUUGUCUGUUGUCUGCCAGUCUGUCUGUCCAUCUAAUUUUAAUGACCCUCAUGUUAACUGUUAUUCUCAUGUUUCUGUGACAAAACUGCUAAUUAUCACGGGAUGAAUCUGAGCUGAGUUCAGCGUGUGGUGCGUUCUGAUUAGUCUCUUAUUAACAUUAAUAACACUUCACUAUAACACUGAGCAUCGCUCAACAUUCAGAUGGAAUUAGUUGUUUUCUUUAACAUCCUGUUUCUUAGAAAACUUUUAUUUGUCCCCUGAUUUAGUGCACAGUGUUUGCUUCUGCUCUUCCACCAUUUUCUUUAUUGCUAAAAUCUUCUUUCUGGAUGAAGCUUCCACAUAACGAUAACAAGCUCAACAUUUUAUCACAAUCUAUGAUACUGUUGCAGUGUUGUAUUUUAAAACAAAUGCGUGUUCUUCUGUAUCUCUUGUCACUGGACAGGAGUUUAACCUUAAAUGGACUUUUCUUAUUUGAGAUUUCCUUAAAGGGGCGGGGCUACAGUUCUGUGUUUUUAAAUCUGAAAAUAAACACAUGCUACUUUAAA